UAUUGCUGGAUGAGUGAACUCGCAUCGCUGAUUGUAGUCUAUCAUCGAAAGGCGUGUAGAAAACACGCGUUGUGAUAACAGACGUACAGACAAAAAGUUCGAAAUCAUGAAACCAAUGAUAUUGAUUCUUAAUUUAUUUAUUGCGGUUGUGCAUAUAAUAGGUUUUAGCGAUGAUGUCACGGACAGAAUGGCAGAUUUAUUAUCAAUGUCGAGAACGGAUGUAGAAAUCUGUAUGAAUAAGUCAAAUGUAAACAUCAAUGAUUUGAUGAACAUGGAUCAGCGGAUAGAUGACGAUAUAAUAACAACAGAUAUUGAAAAAUCAACUUUAAAAGUUGGUUGUUUAUUUGUCUGCCUAUUACAGAAAAAAGAUAUGAUGAAUGUAUAAUUUAAAAGAAAUAAUUUGUUAAUUAUAUUAUUUGACUUUAUAUAUUGUUUGACAUGAUAUAAUAGAGAAGGUGGUAAUAUAGCCAGUGUGAAUAAUAUGGCUACCCAUAUUAUCUCCGUUAUUAGCUGAAGAAUUCUAGUAAUUAUUUAUAAUAUCAUUUAUUUAGUAGCCUACUGUUACAUAAUGUUAAUAUGUCAAAACACAACAGUCAACAUUUGUUAUAAGGCAUUCUUAAUUUUAAGAAUUUCGAAAAAUUUUUUAGGUACAUUUUAACAUUUAAUUACACAUACUUCCUCAUUUUUUUUAAACUUAACAGCAUUAUCACCCAAAUGUAUGUACACUUGAGUGCUUUUUUAUCAUUUAACUCUUUAUUCGGCUCUAUAUAUUUCGAGUUAUACAAAAUUAAACGAUAAUAUAGUAUGUUGUCAAUAUGGCCAUCUAAGUGUGCUAGUAAUGUGGUCACUUUCGAGAUUUCCAUAUCGACAAAAUUCUUGAUAAAUCGAUUAAAGACUUAAUUUAAGGCUGUUAAUUUUUUUAAAUCCUUUAUGUUAAUAAAGUUAUUUAGA
Monomorium pharaonis (pharaoh ant) is the source of this 951-nucleotide messenger RNA. RefSeq lists its product as uncharacterized. The record is from RefSeq and is a predicted model, not a curated record. The transcript has 4 exons. Gene Ontology annotation, molecular function: odorant binding. Bases 107 to 385 code for a protein of 92 amino acids. Lineage: Eukaryota; Metazoa; Arthropoda; Insecta; Hymenoptera; Formicidae.